This is a messenger RNA of Peromyscus californicus insignis, 6988 nucleotides long. It is a transcript of the gene Slc26a3, whose product is annotated as solute carrier family 26 member 3. Gene Ontology annotation, cellular component: membrane. Gene Ontology annotation, biological process: transmembrane transport. Bases 1 to 2274 code for a protein of 757 amino acids. Gene Ontology annotation, molecular function: chloride transmembrane transporter activity; secondary active sulfate transmembrane transporter activity; oxalate transmembrane transporter activity. Lineage: Eukaryota; Metazoa; Chordata; Mammalia; Rodentia; Cricetidae. The transcript is spliced from 20 exons. The record is from RefSeq and is a predicted model, not a curated record.
AUGAUCGAAGCCAUAGGGAAUCAGUACAUAGUGGCCAGACCAGUGUAUUCCACAAACACUUUUGGAGAGGAGUUUAAGAAGACGCACAGACACCACAAGACAUUCCUGGAUCAUCUCAAAGGGUGUUGUAGCUGCUCCUCACAAAAGGCCAAGAAAAUUGCCCUCUCUGUGUUCCCCAUAGCAUCUUGGUUGCCAGCGUACAAGAUAAAGGAAUGGCUUCUGAGUGACAUCGUUUCUGGCAUCAGCACCGGGCUGGUGGCUGUACUACAAGGUUUAGCAUUUGCUCUGCUGGUCAACAUCCCUCCAGCCUACGGGUUGUAUGCGGCCUUUUUCCCAGUCCUAACCUACUUUUUCUUGGGCACGUCUAGACACAUAUCUGUGGGUCCGUUUCCAGUUCUGAGUAUGAUGGUGGGAGUUGUAGUUACAAGAGUGGCCUCAAGAGGCAGCACUGCUCCAGAACUGUCCUCAAGCUCAGUCGAAAAUGAUUCAGUGAUAGAGGAGAGGAUAAUGGUGGCCGCAUCAGUGACUGUUCUUUCUGGAAUCAUUCAGUUGCUUUUGGGGGUUCUGCAGAUAGGGUUUGUGGUGAUAUAUCUAUCUGAGUCCCUAAUCAGUGGCUUCACCACAGCUGCUGCCAUUCAUGUUUUGGUUUCUCAACUGAAAUUCAUGCUGCAACUGACCGUCCCAGCAUACAGCGACCCAUUCUCUAUUUUCAAAGUCCUGGAGUCAGUCUUCACACAGAUUCAGAAGACUAACAUUGCAGACCUCGUGACAUCUGUGAUUAUUCUAGUGGUUGUAUUUGUCGUUAAAGAAAUCAAUCAACGCUACAGAAGCAAGCUUCCAGUGCCUAUCCCCAUCGAACUCAUCAUGACUGUGAUUGCAACAGGUGUAUCCUACGGCUGUAACUUUGAACAGAAGUUUGGCGUGGCUGUGGUUGGGAAUAUGAGUUUAGGAUUUCAGCCCCCUAUUACACCCAGUGUAGAAGUUUUUCAAGACACCAUAGGAGACAGCUUUGGAAUUGCAAUUGUUGGUUUUGCAGUGGCCUUUUCCGUUGCCAGCGUCUAUUCUCUCAAAUACGAUUAUCCAAUUGACGGCAAUCAGGAGUUGAUCGCCUUGGGAAUAAGCAACAUAUUCACUGGAGCAUUCAAAGGAUUUGCAGGGAGCACAGCCCUUUCCAGAUCAGGGGUUCAGGAGAGCACAGGAGGCAAAACACAGGUUGCAGGGCUCCUCUCUGCUGUCAUUGUGCUGAUUGUCAUUGUUGCCAUCGGAUUUCUUCUGCAGCCGCUACAAAAGUCUGUCCUGGCAGCUUUAGCUCUUGGAAACUUAAAGGGAAUGCUGAUGCAGUUUGCCGAAAUAGGCAGAUUGUGGAAAAAGGAUAAAUAUGAUUGUUUAAUUUGGAUCAUGACCUUCAUCUUUGCCAUUGUCCUGGGACUCGGAUUAGGCCUGGCAGCAAGUGUGGCAUUUCAGCUCCUAACUAUUGUGUUCAGGACCCAAUUUCCAAAAUGCAGCACACUGGCUAAUGUUGGAAGGAGCAACAUCUACAAGAAUAAAAAAAAUUAUGCUGAUGUAUAUGAGCCAGAAGGAGUGAAAAUUUUCAGAUGUCCAUCUCCAAUCUACUUUGCAAACAUUGGUUUCUUUAAACAGAAACUUACUGAUGCUGUUGGCUUUAACCCACUUCGAAUUCUACGCAAGCGCAAUAAAGCUUUGAAGAAAAUCCGAAAACUGCAGAAACGAGGCCUGAUACAAGUGACACCUAAAGGGUUCAUCUGCACCUCUGAUGGCUUCAAAGACUCCGAUGAAGAGUUGGACAACAACCAGAUAGAAGAGCUGGAUCAGCCGAUCAAUACCACAGACUUGCCCUUUGAGAUUGACUGGAAUGCCCAUCUCCCCCUCAACAUCACCGUCCCUGCAGUCAGCCUCCACAGCCUCAUCCUCGACUUUUCAGCUGUGUCCUUCCUUGACGUCUCCUCAAUGAGGGGUCUCAAAACGAUUUUGCAAGAAUUUAUUAGGAUCAAGGUAGAUGUAUAUAUUGUGGGAACGGAUGAUGAUUUCAUUGACAAACUUGCUCGGUGUGAAUUUUUUGAUGACGAAGUCACAGACUCAAUAUUUUUCUUAACAAUCCAUGAUGCUGUUUUGCAUAUUUUGAUGAAGAAGGACUACAGCACUUCAAAGUUUAAUUCUAGCCAGGAAAAAGAAAUGAAAUUUGACUUUACCAUAAAUACAAAUGGAGGACUACGUAAUCGAGAAUGUCAGGUACCAGUUGAAACGAAAUUCUAAUCAAGAUACAAUUCAGAAGGAUUCUCAUCUGUCAUAUUAACAACUUUAUACCUAGAAAGUUAUUGCUAAAUUCAUACAUUGUAUGAAUGAUAUUUUUAUUUGACAGAAUUAUGUUUCAAACUUUGGAACGAGAUUGUUCUAGCAUGGUAUAUUUUUCACAUAUCCACUAUGAAAUUAUGUACAUAUUCCUAAUUUUCUGCCUUGUAGACUUAUCAAAGGUAGAAAAUUAUUUUGUUUAUAUGUUAUUUUUGUAGCAUUGACAGAUUCCUAUCCAAGUCAUUAUCUUCAAGCACAAUGUUUUAUGGUGUAUUCACACCAUCGCUUUGACGCUAAUUUAUACAGGUCAGCUAAUAUAUCUCUAUUUUAAACAAUUAAGCUGUAUAGGUGUGUGCUGUUUUACUAAGUUUGUUGGUUUUCUGAAGCAUGCUUGCUGUGGAUCCUUCUUGAGUGCUGUGGCAACACUGCUAUGAGAAUCUUUCAGCAGAACUUUGUCAUAGGACUGUUUUGACCAGAGUUUUAUUAUCACUCCAGUUUUUAAGGCUCUAACCUAUCUAGAUACAGACACAGUCCUCCUAAUGCUAUAUAUAAAAGUAUUAUAUAAGGACUUUAAAGGCAAUUCCUUACUUCCCUUCCUGGUAUGAAAACCAUAGAAGAUAACGGGGGCUAUAAAAUGACAAAGCAAGAAGGGAAGAGUAAAGAGAUGUCAUUGCUUCAUUUCACUGGGAGAGAAACCAUUAGGAAAAGGCAUGUUUUGUUUGUAACUCACAGGGCAGAAAGAGUUGUUGAGCUUUUUGUUGGAGAGUGAGAUUCAGCCCCCUUGAGUUGCUCACUGGCCUUGUUCUUGUGGCAAACAUGCACUUACUCAUGUGAUACUUGGAAAUUAAAACAGCAGCAUCACCACACAACUCAGAGCCCUCAGUUAAACACCAAACUACUCUGUGAGGAAGCUGGUCCUAUAGUUUUAGACUGGCUUCUAAACACUUACUGUCAAAGCAUGCUUUCAUCCUUACCUGAGACCGCCCAGAAAGGCUUGACUAUUAGACUUUAAUCAAAGUUCAGAAAGGCAGAAUGAAGUUAUUUAAAUAGUGACCUUACCUAAAAACAAGAGAAAUAACACUUUUCAGUGUUCUUUAAGCUUUUUGAGUCAUGAUCACCUAAUAGAACUCGUGCAGUUUUAGGAUGGGGACACACGCACACAGAACUUGUUCAGUUUUAGGAUGGGGACACACACACACACACACACAUGCAGUUUUAGGAUGGACACACACACACACACCUCUGUGACUCUCAGGAUAAGAGCUUUUCCUUCCUUUUUCCUUUCCAGGAAAAGUAGAGUUGGGAAAAAGAUUCAAAUUCAUAUUGUGGUUGCUUUAUCCCAGGCAAUGGCACUCCCUACAUUCUUGCUAAGGAAAUAACAGAGGGCAGACACGACUCUCCAAGUCCAUGGCUAACCUUAACAUCUUAACAGGCUCACUGAAUUCAUUCUCAAUUGUUUCUUUUCUCUUCUACGGCAGCGAUGUUUUGAGGAAUGGGAAUUUGUGGACCUCUGUCUCAACUUGUCUGCUUCAUAGCCAAUACUAAAACUAGUACAGAAACCCAACCCAUAAUCAGAGAGAGAGAGGAUAAGAUAUUGUGUUGGUAGAGAUAAAAAUAAAACUUUGAGAAAGCAGAGCAACAUUGAAAAGGAAACUAAAGAGCCAGGGACAGAUACAUUACUCAAAAUAAGAAAUUAGCUGGAGAUAAUACCUGCCAAAAUGAUCUUAACAUUUAGCCUUGAUAAGUGGUGUUGUCUAAGGAGCUGCACAGCACUUACAAAUUUUUGAACGGGAGCCUGACUCUACAAUGCAUGAACAGAGAAAGGUAGAAUUCCCAGGUUUUUUGUUUGUUUGGUUUUGGUUUUGGUUUUUUAGCAUCUCUGUGUAUUUCAUUGUGUUGAAACUGCCCUAAAGAUCCAAUUUUUCAUCUUUUCUCCUCUGUGAAUAAUGACUCUAUUCUUCAAGCUCCAAAGGAAAACAAAACAAAACAAAACAAAAGAAAAUCUGUCAGGAAUCCUGACUAGAAAGUAUAGAACACACAAUCCUUUAAUUCUCAAAGUAGCCCUUACAUAGUAAAGAUUCUUGGGGCCAGGGCUGAGUUCAGAGCCUUACACACACUGCUGCUGCGAUACACCCUAGUUCUAAUGUUCGUUUACCUCCAGUUUUUUGAGACGAGAACUCUUGCAUCCCAGGCUAGCCUGGAACUAUGUGGCUGAGGAUGACCUCCAUCUCCUGAUUCUCUUAAAUCUCCAAGCACUGGGACUACAGGAAUGAGUGCGCUACCUUCCCUCACCCCAGCUCAGCUUCACAUUUUAGAAAGGAAACUAAAACAGAAUUCAAAGAGGACAGGUGAUAUAGUUGUCAGACUAUUCUGUACAGUCUACACUGUACAGUUUUUUUUUUUUUUUUUUUUGGUUUUUCGAGACAGGGUUUCUCUGUGUAGCUUUGCGCCUUUCCUGGAACUCACUUGGUAGCCCAGGCUGGCCUCGAACUCACAGAGAUCCGCCUGGCUCUGCCUCCCGAGUGCUGGGAUUAAAGGCGUGCGCCACCACCGCCCGGCAACACUGUACAGUUUUUAGGAAACAUUAACUCUCAAAAGAAAUUAAAAUGUCUAAAAACUGAUUACAGGCAGGUCUUAACUCAGAAAUAGUACAUGCUAUUUAUUCCGAAGUUACUAAUUUAACAUUGUACAAUUAAAUACAAUCUACAAAGCUAUCAUGAAUUCUAUUUUUAUAAUUUUACGUUAUGAUUUUUGUGUUUAUAAUCUAGUAAUUCAUUUUUAAAAAUAUUUUUUAUGUAUGGGUGUUUGGGCUGCAUGUACAUCUGUGCCAGAAGGCAUCAGAUCUGUUGGGACUGGAGUUAUGGAAUCAAACCUGAGUGCUCUGGAAGAGCCAGCCAGUGAUCUUUAACUGAGCGAUCUCUCCAGCCCUGGUAAUUCAUUUUUAAGGGUGAAAUUCUUUUUCUGACCACUAUACCUUGAAAAUAAAUACUUACAAAAUCUUUUGAAUUAAAAUGUAAGCUGCUAAAUAGCAGUGACCAUAUCUACUUUGUAAAUUCUUUAUGUAUCCACAUCUAACACUAUAGGUGUUUGCUUUUCUGUGCAUACACACACAUAAAGAGUCCUCAAGUUACCCAGUUAAUACCUGCAAAGCUACCACCACCAUCCCUAGAGUAAUUAAAACACUGGCUUCUGCUUCCAUCUUUGCCUUACUAGUCUUUCCUUAACAUACAGCAAAAUAACCAAUUCUUUUACAGAGCCAGGUCAUCCUACUCCUUUAUUUGGGAUGGCACAAAAGCUUCUCUUGUCAUCAGAAUAAGAUCCUUAUUGCUAAUAACUUUGUCUUGAAUUUCUUUGUCAAGUCUUGGGGGCCAAACCUAUGGGUUUGUGAAUGCUAGCCAAGUGUUCUACCUGAGCCAAUUCUGCCUUUGACCUCACCUUUCUACUCACCUAUUACUAUUUAACUUCAGUUUGUAAAGCUCUGCUCCUAUUCAACAUGACUUUCACCUUAGCUCAAAUGUCAUCUUUUCAAUGCCAUUCCCACUAAAGCUACAAACUACCCAAUUAUACUAACUGGUUUCCCCACAGGAUUCUGACAAACCUGUCUAACAUGGUACAUAAUUUAUACUUAUGAUUGGCAGUCUCUAAAGACUCUGCAUCCCAAGUGCUUAAUACUGUACAGUGAGUAAAUACUUCAAUAAAUGAACCUAUAUAUCCCACAAUAGCUCAGUAUAAAAUUAGUGAAUACAGCUUAUGAAAUAUAUUUACCAGGGCUUAAAAUGUUCACUAGGUCAUGGAGCCUAUUUAGUUGUCAGAUUUUUAACUAAAACUAGAUGCAGGUCCAAGUUAACUACUCAUCAGGGGAGCUGACCACCGUGGGAGGGGGGCGGGAUCUUGACUUGACUUCUCCAAAAGGAAGGUUCUGCCCAUGUGUGAGAACUCAACCGUGACAUGUUUGAUGCAAUCCUGUCAUUUUGAUGCCUGAAAAUUAAGAGUAUGAGACAGUGAAACUUGAGAAUUACUAUGUACAUUUAGCAUUCUCCAUCAAGUGCUCUCUUCAAUGAUAGAAAACUGAAGGAGUUUUAAAAACCAAGUCAGUUUUUAUUAGGGGUGCUUCAGAAUAGUUGCCUAGCUUAUCUAGCACUCCUCUAUGCUUACGAAAGCCAGCAUUGCUUUAUUAUAUUGUACAACUAUUCUAAUAAGCAAAUUCUGUUUGGUUCCUAGGUUAGACUUUAACAUCAUAAACCAAUGAAUAAAAAUAAAUUCAUUUCGAUCAGAAUAGAGUACAUUUGAGUAUGACUGUGUUAAACUUCUUUAAUAUCAAUCUGAUAAUUUGAUGGCCAAUCUGAGAAACGUUUCUGUUUUAGGUACUUAUAAUUAUCACAUACUUUGAUGUUAAAUUAUCUGAAACAGAAAUGUAGGUCUUUUUCUAAAACCUGUAUGACACUCUUUAAGCAGUUCUGUGUGCCUCACACAGUAAAUAGCUACUACUUAAAAAUUAUAAAAACACUCCAAUCUUUUCUAUUUAUAUUUCUAUUAUAUCUGACUAGUAUUGACACAAUUUUGAACAAGUAGCUCCUAUAGGGAAAAGGAGAACAGCUCUUUACAGUCUCAGAAAUAGAUCUUUCUCCAAAUAUUGAAAGUACUCACAAACUCUGAACAAAUAUGCCAAAGAAAUACA